Molecule: messenger RNA, 2633 nt
Organism: Pelobates fuscus (common spadefoot toad)
Lineage: Eukaryota; Metazoa; Chordata; Amphibia; Anura; Pelobatidae
Gene: BMP2
Product: bone morphogenetic protein 2
Exons: 3
Coding region: 589-1785 (398 amino acids)
Biological process (GO): BMP signaling pathway
Cellular component (GO): extracellular region
Molecular function (GO): cytokine activity; growth factor activity
Source: RefSeq, a predicted model, not a curated record
UGAUUGGCAGACAGCUCUUGUGACAUCAGAGCAGAAACAAAAAGCAAAGGCAAGUGAAAAAAAAAAAAAGGAACAAGGACACCGGUGAGAGGUACAUGAAAAAUACAGUCUCCAAAACUGCCUGCUGCGCUCGGAAUAAUGAAAACAGCAUAGGAAUCUGUGCAUCACUUGUUACUUCCAGCUACAGGAUAUUUUGGGAUUGGUGAUCAUUUCCAGAUUAUUUUAACGUUUUCUCACAGCUGUGAUCAAUUGCUGCUUUAGGUUGUAAGGAAAGUUAGUGGACACUUUUUUGUUUUAGUUUUCCAGCGAAGAGAGAGAGAGAGACACAGAAAGAGAGAGAGGCGGAAAUUUAAAAAUCAAAGUGUUUGCUUGCUGGAUAAAGGUUGCGGCUUGUUCAGUUUUCCAGAAAACCCUAUAACUUGUAUGAAAGUAUGUUUAAAAAGAGGCGGACUGGACUGAGGAUACAUUCAGAGUUCUGCUUACCAGCCGUAGGGAGGAAUCGUUUGGAGUAACACCAAGUAAUGUGGAAAAAACACAGUCAAAAGAGAAAACUCUCAACCAGACACAAACUCGGCACACAGGUUGACAAUGCUAGCCGGGAUCCGCUGUCUGCUUCUGCUGCUGCUUUACCAGGUCCUGCUGAGUGGCUGCACGGGUCUGAUUCCAGAGAUAGGAAGGAAGAGGUACGCAGAGUCAGGUUGGGCAUCUCCCCAGCAGUCAAUGGGCAUCAUCAACCAGUUCGAGCUACGUUUGCUCAAUAUGUUUGGUUUGAAGAGGCGUCCAACUCCUGGCAAGAACAUUGUGAUCCCCCAACACAUGCUGGAUUUGUACCAUAUGCACUCAAGCCACCUAGAUGAGGAUCAGGACAAGCCUCCCAUGGACCUUCACCGGGAGCGUGUUGCAAGCCAAGCCAACACAGUAAGGAGCUUCCAUCAUGAAGAGUCCAUGGAAGAGCUUCCCGAAUCCAAUGAGAGAGCCGUACAGCGCUUCUACUUUAAUUUGACUUCAUUUCCUACUGAGGAGCUGAUCACGUCUGCCGAACUACGGAUAUUUCGAGAGCAGAUCCAAGAGCCAUUUGAGAAUGAUACAAGCAAGCUUCAUCGGAUUAAUAUUUAUGAUAUAGUAAAGCCAGCAGCAGCUACCUCUAGGGGCCCUGUUGCAAGACUAUUGGACACGAGGUUGAUACAUCACAAUGUAAGCAAAUGGGAAACCUUUGAUGUUACACCAGCCAUUAUAAGAUGGAUUGCACAUAGACAGCCUAACUAUGGACUUGUUGUGGAAGUGACUCCUUUGGACAAUAACAAAAACCUUCCUAAGAGGCAUGUGAGGAUUAGCAGAUCAUUAGCUCCAGAUAAAGACAACUGGUCUCAGAUAAGGCCACUGUUGGUAACUUAUGGACAUGAUGGGAAAGGACAUCCCCUUCAUAAGAGAGAAAAGCGUCAGGCAAAGCAACGGCAGAGGAAACGUCUUAAGUCAAGCUGUCGGAGACAUCCGUUAUAUGUGGACUUUAGUGAUGUUGGCUGGAAUGAUUGGAUUGUUGCACCACCUGGCUACCAUGCCUUUUACUGCCACGGAGAAUGCCCCUUCCCACUGGCAGAUCAUUUAAACUCCACCAACCAUGCUAUUGUACAGACUUUGGUAAAUUCUGUUAAUUCAAAUAUACCGAAAGCUUGCUGCGUACCUACGGAACUGAGUGCUAUCUCCAUGCUUUAUCUUGAUGAGAAUGAAAAAGUUGUAUUAAAGAAUUAUCAAGACAUGGUUGUGGAAGGUUGUGGUUGUCGUUAGGAGAACUUUGAACAUACAUUCACGAAAAAAAAAAGCAAAAAACACAAAACAAAGAAAGGACACUUUAAGAUUUCCCAUCGGAGAUUUUGUUUUUUUAAUUUAUGCAAUAAAAAUGCUAAAAAACAGUUAUUUUGAAAUAUAAAUAUAUAUAUAUUUAUAUAUAUUUAUGUCUACAAAAAGUUGAGAACAAAUAUUUUAAUCAGAGAAAUAUUCCUUUUUAGUUGUACAUUUUAUAUGGGGAUUAUACCCAGCACAUGAAGUAUAAUGGUCAGAUUCUUAUUUUGUAUUUAUUUACCAUUAUAACCACUUUUGUUUUUCUAGAACUGAAAUAGCUGUUUUUUGUAUUUAUAUGUAAUCAAAAGGAAAAAAAAAAAUAUAGGGUUUGUAAAUAUGUAUUUUUUUUUCUUUUUUCAUUCUUAAAGCAGAUUCAUUGUGUGUGUAUUUAAGUUGAACGUAACACAUGGAAAGUAAGUAUUGCAGUGUAUUUUUUUUUACUUUCUAAAUGGCUACUGUCUGUUUUUAGAUCCGUGAGAUAUUGGGUCAUUCAUCCUAGUAACUCUGUAAUAUUGUAUUGUGCAACUCUCAGGCAUUAUACAGUGUGGUCUGUGAAAUUUUGUAAUAACUUUUACAACCUUAACAAAUUUUACAACCCUCGCCAUCAUAAUUGCUGAUUUUUUAUUUUUUUUUUAAUAUACAAAUCCCGCAAUUAUUGCGCUAAUUGUUACAAAAUGUGCGUAUUGGCCAAAAGGAUGGAAAAGAAAGUCCAAAUAAAGUGUUACAGCAUGCAAAUAUUUGUAUGUUGGAAAAUAAAUUUGAAAUCCGUUUAAUAAAAGCUGGCUCUAAUAUUG